GCAGCGGACCCUUGUUCUCCCAACCCCUGCCAAAGACAAGGUGUCUGUAUGGUGACCGGACCGACCACGUUCAUCUGUACCUGUAACCACAGGUACGGCGGGGACGUCUGUCAGUACGCCUGUGAGGACUACUUCAGCGGCAGCGAGGCGUCCCGAUACGCGGUGUACAACAACAGGUGCUACUGGUUCUCCCCGACUCAGUACCGCAGCAGGAGGAACUACCGGAAAGCCCGGGCGGACUGUGUCUCCCGCAGCAGCGGCCGGGGAGCGACCCUGGCUCUCAUUAAGGAUGCAGACACCCAGGGCUUUGUGGAGCAGUACCUGAGGACCGUCCGCGCGCAGGGGGACUACUGGAUCGGUUUGGACGACAGACAGAUAGAGGGUCGUUACGUGUGGAAUGACGGGACGGUUCUGGGUUACCGGAACUGGGCCAGGACUCCUCGUCGUCGCCGGGGUAAGGACUGCGCAGGCGUCAUGGCGUCUGGGAAGUGGGACGUCUAUCGGUGUCGUCAGAGGAAGGCGUACAUCUGUCAGAUGCCGCAAGUGUGGUAAACUAUGCGGUUUCUGAGGAAAAUCUGAAAAGACUCAGCAGCAACGGGAGUUUGAAGAACUCUUACCUUCGUAAAAUAUUUAGAGUAUCUCGUAUAUCUCAAUUUUAGUUCAUUGGUUAUGCAAGAAUGAGAUUAUUGACUAAUAUUACAAGUGUAAUAUUAUAGAUAUAGAUAGUAUAAAUACAAAUCAUUCAACAGUGACAUAGGAUUUAAGGAAAAUAUAUAGCUUCGAAUAAUGAGUGCCCUUAGCCAAAACUACUUUUACAACCUCUGAACUCUUAUUAAUUACUAGUAUGUCCUACCUGUGGUUACAAUCAGCAUGUAGUGAUAUGUUCAUGUAACUUGUGAUUUCUAUGUUAUAAUCAUUACAUUUACUUCUGUAUAUGUGCAUCUGGGGUUAUAUUUAGAAGACCUAUACAUAUACUUGCAGAACACUGCGCCCAUAAAGGUUUUUUAAAUUCCGUUUAAAUAAACUCUAGUUGCUAUUACAAUCAUAAUACUGCUAAUGAAAUGUACAUAAUUGCAAUAUAUCGUCAUUUUUUUGGAAUUUAAGCAGAUUUAGAGUUAUACAUGAACAAUUAUCAUGCAACUGAAAUUAUUCAUCAACAAAGCUUCUUUACAAUUUCA
This is a messenger RNA of Branchiostoma belcheri (Belcher's lancelet), 1178 nucleotides long. Its product is annotated as C-type lectin domain family 3 member A homolog. Bases 49 to 552 code for a protein of 167 amino acids. NCBI's taxonomy places the organism in Eukaryota, Metazoa, Chordata, Leptocardii, Amphioxiformes, Branchiostomatidae. The transcript is spliced from 4 exons. The record is from RefSeq and is a predicted model, not a curated record.